Molecule: messenger RNA, 315 nt
Organism: Colletotrichum orchidophilum
Lineage: Eukaryota; Fungi; Ascomycota; Sordariomycetes; Glomerellales; Glomerellaceae
Product: alpha-N-arabinofuranosidase
Exons: 1
Coding region: 1-315 (104 amino acids)
Source: RefSeq, a predicted model, not a curated record
AUGGGGGCCAGACUACAGCGUCGCCCUGCUCGAGUGGGACGGCGUGACCAACCCUACCUCCUCAUCGGCGUGGAUCAAGAGCGACGGUUGAAGCUGACCGCUGCCGACGGCAACUUUUGUCCGAGCCACAACAGCUUCUUCCGCAAUUCUGAUGAGACGGAGACACACUUCACCUUCCAAGCCGCGGCUAACGCCAAUCGCGCAUGCGACAGCAACCGCUACGUCAUGGUCCAGCCCAUCACCGCCAACGACGGCACACUCAACAUUGGCAUCCGCCAAGCUUCCACUUACGAGUGGGCCGAGCCUAGCGUGUAA